AAGCAUUCAUGGAUCUGUAGAUGAACAACUUUCUCUUUGCCUAGAUGCUAUAUGAAAACUGCUAGAAAAUAACCCCAGCAACUCAGCUUUAGUGGAAAAUACCCUGGACCGGGAGUCAGGUUUCCUUCUAGAUGCCCGAAAUAGUGAUGGCUGCAUCCACUCAUAAAAGUUCCAGUGCUAGGAAUCAGUCUUGAAAUCGUUAGUUUUCCUGAAGUACACCUAAAAAUGAAGCCUUCCCUUGACUGCUAAUGGCGCUCACUUCUAUCAUUAUGGAAAUGGUCUUCCUCUUGCUGAAAAUGUCUCUAAUUCUUUGACAACGGCUUAAGAACAAUGGGGUCAAGUACACUUGGUAAAGCAGCGACAUUGGAUGAAUUGUUGAGCACAUGCAUCGAAAUGUUUGAUGACAGGGGAGAACUGAGCAACAGUUAUUUGCCAAGAAUCGUUCUUUUGAUGCACCGAUGGUAUCUAUCAUCCACUGAGCUGGCGGGAAAACUUCUCUCAAUGUACCGUGAUGCUUGUGGGGAAGGAUGUGAUGAAUUCCGCCUAAAGGUCUGCUACUUCAUGAGAUACUGGAUUCUGGAGUUCCCAGCAGAAUUUAAUCUGGAUCUUGGUUUGAUUCAUAUGACCGAAGAGUUUCAGGAAGUAGCCAGCCAGCUGGGAUAUGAAAAACAUAUCAACCUCAUUGACAUAUCCAGCAUUCCUUCCUAUGACUGGAUGAGAAGAGUCACACAGAGAAAAAAAGUGUCUAAGAAGGGAAAAGCUUGUCUGCUGUUCGACCAUCUGGAGCCCAUUGAACUGGCUGAGCACCUUACUUUUCUGGAGCACAAAUCUUUCAGACGGAUUUCAUUCACAGAUUAUCAAAGCUAUGUAAUUCAUGGCUGCCUGGAGAAUAACCCAACCCUGGAAAGAUCCAUUGCUUUAUUUAAUGGGAUUUCUAAAUGGGUCCAAUUGAUGGUUCUUAGCAAGCCAACUCCACAGCAAAGAGCCGAAGUCAUCACUAAAUUUAUAAAUGUUGCCCAGAAACUCCUUCAGCUACAGAAUUUUAAUACAUUGAUGGCAGUGGUGGGAGGACUGAGCCAUAGUUCUAUUUCCCGCCUCAAAGAGACUCAUUCUCAUCUUUCUUCAGAAGUCACAAAGGACUGGAAUGAAAUGACAGAACUCGUCUCCUCCAGUGGCAAUUACUGCCGUUACCGCAAAGCUUUUGCUGACUGUGAAGGCUUCAAAAUCCCCAUCUUGGGCGUUCACUUGAAAGACUUGAUCGCCGUUCAUGUCAUUUUUCCAGACUGGACUGAAGAUCAUAAAGUCAAUAUUGUGAAGAUGCACCAGCUCUCAGUGACCUUGAGUGAAUUGGUUUCCCUCCAGAGCGCCUCACACCACUUGGAACCUAACAUGGAUUUAAUCAACCUCCUAACACUUUCUCUCGACCUCUAUCACACAGAAGAUGAUUACAAACUCUCACUGGUGCUGGAGCCCAGGAAUUCUAAAUCGCCUACCUCUCCUACAACUCCUAACAAGCCAGUAGUGCCCUUGGAGUGGGCAUCCGGAGUGAUGCCAAAACCUGACCUGACCAUUAUUAACAAGCACAUAAGGAAGUUAGUUGAGUCUGUUUUUAGAAACUAUGAUCAUGACCACGAUGGGUAUAUCUCCCAAGAGGACUUUGAAAGUAUUGCCGCCAACUUUCCUUUCUUGGAUUCCUUCUGUGUGUUGGACAAAGACCAGGAUGGCCUAAUUAGUAAAGAUGAAAUGAUGGCUUAUUUCCUGAGAGCUAAAUCCCAACUCCAGUGUAAAAUGGGACCAGGAUUUGUCCAUAAUUUUCAAGAGGUGACCUAUCUCAAGCCAACUUUCUGUGAACAUUGCGCAGGAUUUCUCUGGGGCAUAAUCAAGCAAGGAUACAAAUGCAAAGACUGUGGAGCCAACUGUCACAAGCAAUGCAAAGACCUCCUUGUGCUGGCAUGCAGGAAAUUUGCAAGGGGAACCUCCAUGGGAAGUGGUCAUGGCUCUCUUCCUGGCAGCCCAUCAUUGCCUCCAGUUCAGGAUGAGGUGUUUGAGUUCCCUGGUGUUGCUGCUGGACAUCAGGAUCUGGACAGCCGAGCCAUCACCCUGGUGACAGGCUCCUCUCGAAAGAUUUCCGUGCGCCUUCAGCGGGCCACCACCAGUCAGGCCACUCAGACGGAACCCAUGUGGCCUGAGUCUGGAUGGGGUGACUCAGGAUCUCAUACCUUCCCCAAAAUGAAAUCCAAAUUCCACGGCAAAGCUAGAAAGGACAAAGGCUUUGCUCGAUGGGAGAAUGAGAAGCCUGGGGGGCAGGUCAAUAUGAACAUGGGGACCCAGAGCACACAGUAUGAACUGGACCAGAAUGGAGCAGACACCAAUGAAGCCAACCAAGAAUGUGAGGAUGGCUGACUUCUGAAUGGGGAAACUGAAUGUCUAAUGAGUUUGGCAGUUGCAUAAAGCAAGAUGAGGAAUCCUGAAGACCAUGUUCCAAGUCUGGGAAAAUGAUCAAAAAAAUAUUCCUGCCUUGUGAACUCAUCAGGUCAUCCUGUCCCAACAGUGUGAUGGAAGGUCCCUGUCUGUGCAGCACAAAAUCAAUGUACUAUUUAUUUCUCCCCCUCCUGCUCCCCCCAGUGACUGAUCUGUUAAGCAUUUCAGAAUAAUGAAGACUCCUAUAUACCAACCCUAA
This is a messenger RNA of Trichosurus vulpecula (common brushtail), 2680 nucleotides long. It is a transcript of the gene RASGRP3, whose product is annotated as RAS guanyl releasing protein 3. The record is from RefSeq and is a predicted model, not a curated record. Gene Ontology annotation, biological process: positive regulation of GTPase activity; Ras protein signal transduction. Gene Ontology annotation, molecular function: calcium ion binding; guanyl-nucleotide exchange factor activity. Gene Ontology annotation, cellular component: plasma membrane. Lineage: Eukaryota; Metazoa; Chordata; Mammalia; Diprotodontia; Phalangeridae.